GUCUCAGUGCCUAGCCAUGUCUCUCUAGCCAUGUCUCUUUAAUGCGAAACGCUUGAUUGGUAGACGAUUUGAGGACCCAGUCGUACAGUCUGAUAUGAAACAUUGGCCAUUCAAUAUAAUCAGUGACAGUGGACGGCCCAAAGUGGAGGUUGAAUACAAAGGUGAAACCAAAACCUUCUACCCAGAGGAGAUCUCAUCCAUGGUGCUGACAAAGAUGAAGGAGAUUGCAGAAGCCUACCUCGGAAAAUCUGUGUCAAAUGCUGUCAUCACAGUACCUGCGUACUUCAAUGACUCUCAACGUCAAGCAACCAAAGACGCAGGAACUAUCUCUGGUCUAAAUGUGUUGAGGAUUAUUAAUGAGCCCACAGCAGCAGCGAUCGCUUAUGGCUUGGACAAAAAGGUUGGGUCUGAGAGGAACGUCCUCAUCUUUGACCUUGGUGGUGGCACCUUUGAUGUGUCCAUUUUGACCAUCGAGGAUGGCAUCUUUGAGGUCAAGUCCACAGCUGGAGACACACAUCUUGGUGGGGAAGACUUU
Plectropomus leopardus (leopard coralgrouper) is the source of this 535-nucleotide messenger RNA. The record is from RefSeq and is a predicted model, not a curated record. NCBI's taxonomy places the organism in Eukaryota, Metazoa, Chordata, Actinopteri, Perciformes, Serranidae.